GCCGAGAAAACACUAAGAAGGAGGGGAAUGAGCUCAAACGGCCGGAGAGCAGCGGCAACAGGCAUGCCAGCGUCCGCUCUCCACCAUUACUGUGAAUCCAUGAACUGAAUGGGUUCAAAAAGAAAAGAGAGAGAAAAAAAUAUGCGCUGGUACAGAGAACAGGCUGAGCACGCUGUCGGACCUGGAACAGCAGUACCGCACCCUGAGGAAAUACUACGAGAACUGUGAAGUCGUUAUGGGCAACCUUGAGAUCACGAGCAUCGACCGUAGCAGGGACCUGACUUUUCUCAGGUCCAUUCGGGAAGUCACGGGCUACGUGCUGGUGGCCCUGAACCAGUUUGACUACCUGCCUUUGGAAAACCUGAGGAUCAUCCGGGGAACCAAGCUCUACGAGGACCGUUACUCACUCGCAGUUUUCCUCAACUACAGACGUGACGGAAACUUUGGCUUGCGGCAACUUGGGCUGAAAAACCUCACAGAGAUCCUAAACGGAGGUGUUUACGUUGACCAGAACAAAUUCCUGUGUCACGCAGACACAAUCCACUGGCAGGACAUCGUCAAAAACCCACAGAACCAUCGUCUGGUGGUGCCCACGAACAGCAGCGUUGCCUGUCAAAGGUGCCACCGUUCCUGUAAUGGCCGUUGCUGGGGCCCCAAGGCAGACCAGUGUCAAAGCUUGACGAAAACGGUGUGUGCAGAGCAGUGUGACGGCCGCUGCUACGGCCCCUUUGUGAGCGACUGCUGCCACCGCGAGUGUGCAGGUGGCUGCUUUGGACCAAAGGACACUGACUGCUUUGCCUGCACCAACUUCAAUGACAGCGGUGCAUGUGUGACCCAGUGCCCUCAGCCCUUCGUCUACAACCCCACUACAUUCCAGCUGGAGCACAACCCUCGAGCGAGGUACACGUACGGAGCCUUCUGUGUCAAGAAAUGUCCACAUAACUUUGUGGUGGACCAUAGUUCCUGUGUGAGAGCGUGUCCCACUAACAAGAUGGAGGUGGAGGAGAACCGCAUCAAGAUGUGUAUUCCUUGCACUGACAUUUGUCCUAAAGCGUGUGACGGCAUCGGCACCGCCAGCCUCCAGUCUGCUCAAACUGUGGAUUCAAACAACAUCGACAAGUUUGUCAACUGCACCAAAAUCAACGGGAACCUGGUUUUCCUCAUCACUGGAAUCAAAGGUGAUGUCUAUCACCACAUCGAGGCUUUGGACCCAGAGAAGCUCAACGUGUUCCGCACAGUGCGGGAAAUCACAGGCUAUUUGAACAUCCAGUCUUGGCCUGAUAACGUCACAGACCUCAGUGUUUUCUCCAACCUGGCAACCAUUGGAGGAAGAGCUUUGUACAGUGGGAUCUCCCUGCUGGUGUUAAAGCAGCCGGGCAUUUCAUCACUGCAGCUUCAGUCUCUCAGAGAGAUCAGCGCCGGGAACGUGCACAUCGCUGACAACAGCCAGCUCUGCUAUUACAACACCGUCAACUGGACACGACUCUUCCGCGCUGCCAACCAGAAGGUUUUAGCCCGUAACAACAGGAGCCCACUGGAGUGCUCCAGGGAGCGUAUGGUGUGUGACCCACUGUGCUCCGACGCCGGAUGUUGGGGUCCUGGACCAGACCAGUGCCUUUCCUGCAGAUUCUUCAGCCGAGGAAAGACCUGUGUAGAGACCUGCAGCCUUUUUGACGGGGAUAUCAGAGAAUAUGCCAAUGGGUCAGUGUGUGUGGAGUGUGAUGCCCAGUGUGAGCGAGCUGAAGACGACUCUUUGACCUGCCAUGGCCCGGGCCCGGAGCAUUGCGUGAAGUGCCUUAAUUUUAAAGACGGUCCAAACUGCGUGGAAAAGUGUCCUGAUGGUCUUCAGGGUGCCAACAGUUUCAUAUUUAAAUACGCUGAAGUCAACAAUGAAUGUCAUCCCUGCCACAUGAACUGCACCCAGGGGUGCAUUGGGCCAAGACUACAGGACUGCAUUGGCUGGAUGGACAGAACCCCUCUGAUCGCAGCAGGGGUGAUAGGCGGCCUCUUCUUGGUGGUGAUCAUGGUGCUUAGCGUAGCAGUGUCUCUACGCAGGAAGAACAUAAAAAAGAAGAGAGCGCUGCGUCGUUUUCUGGAAACAGAGCUGGUUGAACCUUUAACACCCAGUGGAACAGCACCCAACCAAGCCCAGCUUCGAAUCCUGAAAGAAACAGAACUCAAAAAGGUCAAGAUCCUGGGUUCUGGGGCCUUUGGAACAGUGUACAAGGGUAUCUGGGUGCCAGAGGGUGAAACGGUCAAGAUUCCUGUGGCCAUUAAAAUCCUCAGUGAGGCAACUGGACCUAAGGCUAAUGUGGAGUUCAUGGAUGAGGCCCUGAUUAUGGCCAGCAUGGAGCACCCCCAUUUGGUCCGCCUGCUGGGUGUCUGCCUGACGCCCACCAUCCAGCUGGUCACACAACUGAUGCCUCAUGGAUGCCUGCUCGACUAUGUCCACGAGCACAAGGACAACAUUGGAUCACAGCUGUUGCUCAAUUGGUGUGUCCAGAUUGCCAAGGGGAUGAUGUAUCUGGAGGAGCGCAGGCUGGUCCACAGGGAUCUCGCCGCCCGAAACGUCCUGGUCAAAUCACCCAACCACAUCAAAAUCACUGACUUUGGCCUGGCGCGCCUGCUGGAUGUUAAUGAGAAGGAGUAUAAUGCUGAUGGAGGGAAGAUGCCAAUCAAGUGGAUGGCCUUGGAGUGUAUCCAUUACAGGAAGUUUACCCAUCAGAGUGACGUUUGGAGUUAUGGAGUUACCAUCUGGGAGCUGAUGACCUUUGGUGGGAAGCCGUAUGAUGGGAUUUCUACCAGAGACAUACCAGACCUGCUGGAGAAAGGAGAACGUCUCCCACAGCCACCCACCUGCACCAUCGAUGUCUACAUGGUCAUGGUUAAAUGCUGGAUGAUUGAUGCAGACAGCAGACCAAAAUUCAAGGAGCUGGCAGCAGAGUUCACUCGAAUGGCACGUGAUCCCCAAAGAUACCUCGUCAUUCAGGGUGAUGACCACACAAAACUGCCCAGCCCGAAUGACAGCAAGUUUUUCCAGAGUCUUCUGGAUGAGGAGGAGCUGGAGGACCUGAUGGAUGCUGAGGAAUACCUGGUGCCACACGCUUUCAACAUUCCACCACUGGCAUACACUUCCCGCCAAGGCUUAGAUUCUAACAAGAACCAGUUCAGCUACCAGGACACCAAUUUCCGCAGGGAGGACAUGCUGUCCACACUCCCUAGAGUUGUUCCGUCCACAUCUGGAAGCUGCCUCAGUCCACAGGACCUACCCUUAGGGAGGCAACUUGGUGGUGGAUUUGGCCGUGGUAACCCAGAUGACCCUCGCUGCAACGGCACCCUGAGGAAGCAGGCCUCACCGAGACCAAACACCCUCACAGUCUGUUCAGUUCUCACUGCUUCACAAGGUGGAGAGGAGGACAGCACUGGACAGCGCUACAGUGCAGAUCCCACCGGUCUUUUAGGAGAACGGACAAAAGGAGAAAAGGAGCAGGACGGUUAUCCAACAGCCCUGAGAGACAAAAACAACACAGAUUAUAUAAACCCUGUCGAGGAAAACCCCUUCGUCACACGUCGAAGGAACGGCGAUGCCCAUGCAGUGAUUGAUGGAGCAGGUUGCCAUGGCCUUCACAUGCCUGGAGCAGUUGCUGCUGCUGCUGCUGCUGUCCCUAAGAGUCAGACAUCCCAUAGGGACGAUGAGUACAUGAAUGAGCCACUGUACCUGAACACCCUGCUGAAACCCGGAGACAAGAACGGAUUAGCCGGUGCAGUCUCCAUCUCUGGUCCUGCGUCCUCUGUUGCCCAGCCAGUUUCUCAGACACUCAACCAAGCGCCAUCAGGUCACACCGUCACAUCCUCUGGAUAUGGAGUACCUCCCGGCCACUUGCCCCAUUCCUCAUAUCCAUCUCACACCCUGCAUCCAGGGCAUUCGGGACACACCAUGCACUCAGGCGUCACCAGCAACACCAUCCUGUUUGAUAAGAAAGGCAAAAAAGCCACUUUUGACAAUCCUGAAUAUUGGCAGCACAGUCUCCCCCCAAAGUCCACAAUGCACAACCCGGAGUAUCUACAGGACUGCAGCACGCGCUUUUUCUACCGGCAGAACGGACGCAUUCGCCCCGCCGUGGCUGAAAACCAGGAAUAUUUGUCUGAGGCUGCUAUGAAAGCGGGGAACGUUUUGCCACCUCCACCAUACCGACAGAGGAACACUGUAGUGUAGUGACCCGCCUACUGUACAAAUGAGGAAUGACAAGGGGGAUAGAGGUUAAGACAGAAAGACCACACACAGUUCUUUGAUUUUCUUGCAGUGCUCAUCAGUCUGGGAUCUCCUUGUACCUUGUGUGAGCACUUCUCUCCAUUAAAUAUAUGAUUGCAAUUCUUAUUCUUUCUUUGUUCUGUCUUUACAGGAACUCAUUACCACUGACGGACUCUCCUGCCCUCCGCCCCCUAAAACAGAUUAUCAUUGUUAUCGGUCUUGUGUCGUCACAGCAUUUUUUUUGUGCUAGUUAGACGCAAAAACAAACGCAAUCAAAGACUGAAAACAGAUGCUUAGUAGAAACAAGCCUAGGUUAGCCCAAAGAGAGGAUUAUUGCCAUUGACCUUUCUUGAAUUUCUUUUUUUUUUUACUCCCAUAAAUCAUUUUUCAUUAUCCUAAUUUUUGUUUACCAUGGGUAACAUAUAAGCACUUGGAAUUAACAAGAAAUAUUUUUAAAUUAUUUUUUGGAAUCAAGAUCUUGUCUGUUUUUCGUCCCUUUCACUGCAACGUUUCCUUUAGCACACACUCUGGUUUGUAUUAGCUCCACGAGAUCACAGUUAGCAACAAUUUGACUGUCAUUACCAGCGUUAACUGCAGCACUUGGAUUUAUGUCUAAAUGGAGUUGGUGCCUGGGGACGGACAACUCUCUUAAAUGGGACAAGGAGCAUGAUUGUGGAGAACUUUUGAAACGGGCCUUAAGAGAAAAAUAUGACUUCACAGGAACAUUAGUUUUGUCUUUUUCCUCCUUUUUUAAAGCAUUAGAAAUCUGUUCUCGUUGUCACGUUGUCUUAUAGAGGACUUAAAUAAUGAAAAACAAUACAGACACUCUCAGCCAAAGCACAGUGGAGAUGGCAAAGUGACUUACCCUGCAGAGCUGUAAAUAUGCCAAUUACAUGUCAUUACCACUCGCAAUCUGUGGCCUGGGCUGUGCGCGGAAAUAUUCUUAGUGCAUUAAGCGACGAGGGUAAAAUGUUUCUGUUUGGUUCUCUGUCAGAUGAGUUGCGGUUCUUUGGUGAAAAAUACGUUUGAAACCUUUAAAAGACAUUUAAUUUAAAGAGCUGAGAAAAUGGGACUUUUUUUUUCAAGAGCAAACUACGGCUAACUUUAUGUACGGCCAGAUGACACAGAACCUGUAAGCUGUGAGACACCAGCAUGUCUCAUAACUUGGCCUGGGGGCUGGGGUUAUAAGCAGAAUUAGUAUUUGUGCACAGCUAAAUUGAUUUUGCUGUUAUUCCAAAUUGUUAUUUUUGCUUGGCUGAUGUUGCAAUAAUAAUCUAUAGUGGGUAAAAAAAAUGUUUUUGAGUUCGGCCUGCGAAUUACUGCAGCCCAAGCAUUCUAUCAUAGAGUAAUCGGCCAAUAGAAAGUCUUUUGUGCACAGUAAAGUAUCAUCAUUUUGAUAGUGAUUCGAAAUACAGUAUUGCAUUACAAACAAAGUUGCCUGGAUACACUUUUUUCUGAAUUUAAAUUGAAUAUUUUUAGAGUUGAAUUUCUGUCCAUACCAUAGUCUGGUACUUUGCAUUUGCCUUGAUAAGGGGUCGCAAAGCUGGACAGGGCUGCUCUUUAAAUUAAAGUCCAAAAAUACAUACUCAGUUAUAUCAAUAUUGGAUAUUCAGUACACAUCAGACUAUCUGUGUAUAGGGAUUACAAAACAAAGAGCACAUUUUGUUUAAAGUUCACAAAC
Messenger RNA from Cynoglossus semilaevis (tongue sole), 5933 nucleotides. It is a transcript of the gene erbb4b, whose product is annotated as erb-b2 receptor tyrosine kinase 4b. Gene Ontology annotation, biological process: positive regulation of cell population proliferation; positive regulation of kinase activity; cell surface receptor protein tyrosine kinase signaling pathway. The record is from RefSeq and is a predicted model, not a curated record. The transcript has 28 exons. Gene Ontology annotation, cellular component: signaling receptor complex; basal plasma membrane; plasma membrane. NCBI's taxonomy places the organism in Eukaryota, Metazoa, Chordata, Actinopteri, Pleuronectiformes, Cynoglossidae. The coding region runs from base 236 to 4216 and encodes 1326 amino acids. Gene Ontology annotation, molecular function: epidermal growth factor receptor binding; transmembrane receptor protein tyrosine kinase activity; ATP binding.